GUGUUUACAAUAUGGUUAUAUCAAAAAAUUGCCUGAAGGUACCUAAUAACGAAUAUUUUAUUGUGUAUUUCAGUUUUAAAUAGAACGAGCAAUUACUACGACUUUGUGUGAUUUCCUGAAAAAUAGUGACCCUUGAUAUGAUUUAGUUUUAAUCAUCCAAGAAUGUCUAAUGAGAGUGUCAGUGUCUUGAGUGAAACUAUGAUCAAGAUAGUCAGUGGUGGUGUGAUUUCUUCCGCAGUUGUAUUUUUGUGCAUAAGAUACAGAGGUAAAAUGGCAUCACUUUUAACAUGGAUACUAGGACCUUUCCAGAAACAGGAGAGUAUAACCAAAAAAAGUGGCGAAGACGUCACCAAUAACCCUGUAUCGAAGAAACAAUCGACGACAAAUAGUUCUAAUAAAAAUAAGUUGCAACAGAAAGGGGUCAAAGUUCGCCAGAGAUUUAAAAAAUCUAAUGAGGAUCCGACGUUUAACACCAGUCUGAAAACGCCUAUCGAAGAUAUCAUCGAGGAAACAAUUAAUGAAAGUAACGGCGCGAAUAGUGAUAAAGAAGAGAUUGUGAAGAAAAGAGAAAAAAUCGUCAAGAAUCCUGCUAGAGGUGAACAAUCGUCAUCGAAAACAGCCGACAGUCCCGUAGACGAUAUCGGUUAUUCCUUUUUCAAUCUAAAAACAGUUCGUGGAGUUGUCGCCGAUAAGCCAGACAAACGACCUUCGAAAGUCGACUCAAACCACGAACGUACGCCUUCGGACGAUAUAGGCUUUUCGUUUCUACCGGUCAAAGAGAAGGGAAAGAAAUACAAACACAAAAGAGGCGUCGAAACCAAAGAAUUAACUUUAAACGCGGUUGUAGAGCAGACUGUGAGAAAACAGAAAACGGAUAUAUCAAAACCUGCGAUAAUCGAUCAUUAUCAAAACCAAAAGCGAGGUCAAAAAACACAAAUAGAGGUACAAGAACGUGUAGAUAAAAAUAACGAUUGUUUUGAAAACCAAAAUAAAUCCGAAUAUAAAGAGAGUAAAAAAGUAUCACCGACUAUAUCAUAUGCUAGUGUAGUUGUGAAUGCUGUAGACGAAAUAAAUACCAAUCAAAUCGAAGAAUCAAAAUCGGAAUCCGAUAUCAACGUAAAUCAAAGUAAUUUUAAUCGAUUGUCGCGCUCUUCAGCCGAUUCAAAUUCGAGUUCUAUAGAAGUACUGAACCAAAACAAUCUAGAGACUGAAAAUUUUGAGCAAUCUUCAAAUUUUGAAUUUGUUGAAAACAUACCAGGCGAUUUUGAAAAUAUCGAGAGUUUGCAAGCGAACAAAGAUUCUACUAAUUAUCCAUUAAUUGAUGUAAGAUUUGGUCAAGAAUCCGUUGAUACUGCAUCUCAGGAAAGUAUUGGAAAUAAUCUAAUAGAAGAAAGCACCGAUUCAACUUGUUUCGUUAGUUUCAAAAACACUGAAGAUCCCAAUAUUCACAAUUUGAAUAAGUUCGAUAAAAGUAAUACGUCUGUAGAUAACUAUUUGAAUGAAAAUCGUCUAAAUUCGUUAAAAAAUUCGGAAAAUUCUACAGAAUACUUGGAAUCAAUCACUGAUGAUCCCGUUUUAAAAUCUGAAUCAACUAUUUUAGAAGAGCAAAAACCAUUUCGUCAGAUAGAAAACAUCGUUAAAGUUGAAGAUAAUAAAGAACUAGCUACAACGCACGGCGCAAAUUUUCGUGUCAUAGACGACGAUACAUUUAUAACGAACUCCGAACUACCAUCUGAAUUAACUAAUAUAGAACCUACGUUCGUUUUUAAUCAAGAACAAAAUAUCAUAAAUACAGAAAAGUUUGAUACAACAGAUUCGUUACGUCGAAAUGAUUUAACAGAAGAAGAAUUUAUACCGGAGAUUAUUAGUGAAACACAAGAACUUUUACCGUCAAUUUCAGGAUCUCGAGACGAAAAUUUUGUGAACCAAAUUGAGGAAUCUUCUCAAAAAACUUCGAUUCUUCCAGAAAACCACACGACUAACAUGAGUAUCGAUAAAAUGCAACAAAUCAGAGUUUUGACUCUCAAUAAUCACGAACACCAAGAAAGCACUUUAUACAGAAUCGAAAAGAACUGGGCGAUUCAAUUUAGAAUAGGACCAUCGUUGUUCGGUAGAAAAAUCUUUUUGUAUUGCAAUUAUCCCACGAAAACGAACAACAAACUGAAUGCGUUCGAUCGGAGUCGGUAUCAGUUGUUGGAUUGGGUGACUGAGGAAGGUUGCGAAAAUGCCGACGAUACCGCCGUUUACACUCAGAUCAAGGCUGAAAACGCGGGCAGUUUUCAUUAUUAUUUCACCUAUGAAAAAGGAGAAAAUUUCGAAAGACAAGGCUCCGGUUACUUUCUCGUCGAUCCUAUUCUCAAAUAUGGCAACAACGAAGACCUGCCACUAGAUUGUAUACAAUGCCAGACAGUUCUGGCGAAGAGUUUGGGUUCGUUUUCUACGUGGGAGAAGAAAUUAGAGGUUUCCAAACAAUCCGGAUACAACCUGGUUCAUUUUACGCCUAUUCAGGAAUUGGGCGAAUCAAAUUCUUCUUACAGCCUGAGCGAACAGCUGAAAUUGAAUCCGGUUUUUAAAAAGAGCGACGGAUCUAUGCCAACCAUCCAAGAAGUGGAACAGUUCAUAUCGAAGAUGAGAACCGAAUGGAAGGUUAGUUCCAUUUGCGAUAUAGUCCUCAACCAUACGGCUAACGAGAGUAAAUGGCUUGUAGAACAUCCGGAAGUUACGUACAAUUGCGUGAACUGCCCGUACAUGAGACCAGCGUACUUGCUCGAUGCCGCUUUAGAUUUCUUCUCGACCGAAGUGAAAAAGGGCGCUUUCGAAGAUAGGGGAAUUCCCCCCGAAGUCAAUAACGAGGAUCACUUGAACGCUAUCCGGUACCAUUUCCGAGCCAGCAUCUUGGAUCCGCUCAAAAUCUACGAACUGUUUACUUGCGAUACAAACAAAUAUGUAGCGGAAUUUCUUAGUUUGGCACGUACUGUAACCCCAAUAAGUCCCAAUUCCCGACCGGACUCCGAAGAACUUGAACUCAUUCAAGAUCCGGAAUUUAAAAGAUCGUCAUCGACCGUAGAUAUGAAACUGGCAUUGAAAUUGUACAACGUUUACUGGACGGAUACAUUCGAUGAGGAUUCCAGACUAAAGAAAUGUUCGGAACAAUUCAAGAACAAACUGGACGCGCUCAAUAACGCCGCAAUCGAAGAAGUUAACGGUCAUUUGAGCGCUGCUAUCGAGAAUGUCAUAGCCGGUAUUAGAUAUUUCAGGGUCCAAGACGACGGUCCUAAAUUUACAGAUAUAACCAUAAAAACUCCGUUAGUUUAUCGUUAUUUCACCGAUCACGGUACACCGAUGUCCCUAAAGGAUUACGAAGACACGAUGUAUAGCGAUAAGGGUAGAUUUUUGAUGGCGCAUAACGGUUGGGUGAUGAGUUCGGACCCGUUGAAAAAUUUCGCAGCUCCAGAUACCAAGGUGUAUUUAAGAAGAGAACUAAUCGCCUGGGGCGACAGCGUGAAACUCCGAUACGGAGACAAGCCCGAAGAUUGUCCCUAUCUUUGGGAUCACAUGAGAAAGUACGUCGAGCAAACGGCUAAAAUCUUCGACGGCGUUAGAUUGGACAAUUGCCAUUCGACGCCGAUACCGGUCGCGGAAUAUUUAUUAGAUUGCGCUAGAAGAGUCAGGCCUGAUCUCUACGUCGUAGCCGAACUGUUUACCAACUCCGAUAUGACCGAUAAUAUUUUCGUUAAUAGGUUAGGCAUUACAUCACUGAUACGCGAGGCGCUAAACGCGUGGGAUUCCCACGAACAGGGCCGUUUGGUUCACCGCUUCGGCGGAUCUCCUGUCGGGUCGUUUUACCAACCCAAUAUACGUCCGUUGGUACCGUCGAUAGCGCACGCUUUGUUCCUCGAUCAAACCCACGACAAUCCCAGUCCGGUGGAGAAGAGAUCAGUCUACGAUCUGUUGCCCAGUACCGCUUUGGUAAACAUGGCGUAUUGCGCCAGCGGGUCGAACAGAGGGUACGACGAGUUGGUACCGCAUCACAUUCACGUCGUCGACGAAGAUAGAGAGUACGCGGAGUGGGCGGAAGACGACAGUUUAUCCUUGGGAAACGCCAGAUACGUUACGAACAAAUCUGGUAUAAUCGGCGCUAAGAAGGCGUUGAACGAGUUGCAUUUUCGCUUGGGGAAAGAAGGAUUUAGUCAGGUUUAUGUGGAUCAAAUGGAUCCAGAUAUAGUAGCUGUUACGAGACAUUGUCCGAUAACUCAUCGAAGUUACAUUCUGGUGGCGUUCACGGCGUUCAAUCACCCGAACGAAGAUGCUGGAGACCAUCAACGCAACAUUAAACCGUUACGUUUCGAGGGAGUAUUGGAGGAGAUCGUAUUAGAAGCUUCUUUGAACCAUUUAAAUCACUACAAUGGCGGCUCAAAAUUCAUUAAAUCGCACAAGUUCAAAAAGGAUUCGAAAUGGAUAAAUGGUCUUUCAGAAUAUCAAGUUGGCGUCAAGGAACACAUUCAAGUAUCCGAUUCCGAUAUUUUCGAAAAAGUCGAUUCGGGAACCGAGAACGUGACUCAACUCAAUUUUAAAAAUUUCAAACCCGGAUCCAUCGUAGUAGUACGUUCUUCUUUGCCCGAAAAUAUGAGCGUGGCUAUAAAAACGGUGAGGAAUCUUAUUAGUAAUAUAUCGAUCAGCAAACCCAACGAAUUGUCGAAAAUCGUCAAUAAAAUGACGUUGGCGGACUUGAACAGAGCUUUGUACAGGUGCGAUCAAGAGGAACGAGACGAAGGUUUCGGUUUUGACACUUACAACAUUCCGAAUUUCGGACCAAUGGUGUAUGCUGGAUUUCAAGGAGUAAUGUCAUUAUUAGCCAAUAUCAGACCCAAUAAUGAUCUUGGACAUCCGAUGUGUGCAAAUUUAAGAGACGGUAAUUGGAUGAUAGAUUAUAUUUGGAAAAGAUUGAAACUAGAUCCCGGCACCAAAGAAGUCGGCGAAUGGAUCGAAGAAAACACCAAAAGUUUUUCGAAUAUCCCUCGAUAUUUAGUACCUUGCUACUUUGACAUGUUAGCGACAGGUGUUUAUAUCGUUCUCAUCGAAAGGUCUCAUAAUUUGAUGUCCAAUUUCGUCAAAUGCGGUUCUACUUUUGUAAGAGGUCUUGCCUUGGGAUCAGUACAAUUCGCUGCUUACAUUAAAUCCGCCGAUCUACCAACGUUAUCGCCGAAUUUAGCACCUCCAAAGCCGCCGACAAGAAAAAAUAACAAUAACGAAACUGUUCAAGCAUGUGUAACGUUAUCAGCCGAAUACGCGAGCGAAGCCCCGGACGGUAUUAAAAUUCUCUCCGAUAAAGUAUCGAGGAUAUUUCCAACGGACGAAUCUGAAAAUCAACCUGCUGGUGCCGUAGAUCAACCAUUGCAAGAGGUGAUACAAGAAGCAUUGAAAAUUCACUUCCAAGGUUUGGCUUUUAGAGAGAGGAACGCCGGUCGACAGAUCGACGAACACAUGACCGACCAAGGUUUCAAUAAUCAGAUAGGUGUACAUCCAGAAACAGGUUUCGUGUUCGGCGGCAAUAAGUGGAACUGCGGCACGUGGAUGGAUAAAAUGGGAUCGUCUGAUAAAGCUGGUAACCGCGGAAAACCGGCAACGCCGCGAGACGGCUCGGCCAUCGAAUUGAUAGGUCUGUCGAAAUCGGUGAUUUCCUGGUUGGCCAAACUCAACGAUGAGAAUAAAUAUCCUUACAAAGGCGUCGAAAGAGUGCAUAAGAGUGGUACAAUAACAUCUUGGACCUUCAAGGAAUGGGCUCAAAAGAUCCAAGUCAAUUUCGAAAAGUACUUUUGGGUCAAUUCCGUCCCAACAGAAGGUGAAAUUCGUCCUGAUUUAGUAAACAAACGAGGUAUUUACAAGGAUUCCUACGGAUCCACAAACGAAUACACCGAUUUCCAAUUGAGAUGCAACUUCCCCAUCGCCAUGGUCGCCGCACCCGAACUGUUCACUCCGAAGCACGCUUGGGAAGCGUUAAACGUAGCGGAAAAGCAUCUAUUAGGACCUCUCGGCAUGAAAACGUUAGAUCCCGAAGAUUGGGCUUAUAGAGGAGAUUAUGAUAAUUCUAACCAAUCGGAUGAUGCUUCAGUGGCUCAUGGGUUCAACUAUCAUCAAGGACCUGAAUGGGUGUGGCCCGUCGGCUUCUUCCUGCGAGCCAAACUGAUGUUCGCGGCGCAAAACGGGGCCCUGAAAGAAACGUUGGCGAGCACGAAAGUCGCGCUGUCGAAACAUUUCGUCGAAUUGCAAACGUCCGAUUGGCGCGGUCUUCCCGAAUUGACGAACAGCGACGGCGCGUACUGCAGGGAUAGUUCUAGGACGCAAGCGUGGAGCAUGUCUUGCAUGCUCGAAGUCCUGUACGACUUGCAAAAUAUCGAGGCCAAUUUGGAUUUAUCUGCACAACGAAAUCAUUCAAUAUCAUACAAUAACGAACAUUUUAGCAACUAUGUUCCUAUAUUCGAUUAUUUACUAUCUAAUACCAUUGAAAAAUCUUUUGAUAAUUAUAUAACUCGUAUCUCAUUGGGUUGUAAAAAGAAAAAACGGAAUAUUCGGAAUUUAGACGAAAUUCAGUUGAUCGGCGAGGAAUUUUGUCGAAAUGCCGAAACCGAUUCGAUACAAGAAGCCGAUAAUCUAAUUGAAACGCGUUACGAGAGGAACGAACUACUUCUGGAUCCUCUGUCGUUGGAAUUGAACCAAAGACGAGCGCAACAAUUUAAAAUCAGCCAGUCGGAGCAUAAAAAGAUCAACUUGACAAAAAUCGAUUUGUCAGACCUAGAAGUUGAAAAAAAUAGAUUAUUCCGAUUUAAAACUCAAAAAACUGGAUUUUUUUCUGUCAUGGAACUCGAAAAAAUAGGUUGUUCCGACUUAGAACUCAUAAAAAUCGAUUUGUUGAACCUAGAACUUGAAAAAAUUGUUUUUUCCGAUUUAAAACUAGGAAAACCAGAUUUUUGGUUUACAACUCGAAAAAAAUAG
Psylliodes chrysocephalus is the source of this 6993-nucleotide messenger RNA. The record is from the annotation of a GenBank genome assembly. Lineage: Eukaryota; Metazoa; Arthropoda; Insecta; Coleoptera; Chrysomelidae.